This is a messenger RNA of Cydia amplana, 1607 nucleotides long. RefSeq lists its product as uncharacterized. Gene Ontology annotation, molecular function: heme transmembrane transporter activity; heme binding. The transcript is spliced from 6 exons. The record is from RefSeq and is a predicted model, not a curated record. Gene Ontology annotation, cellular component: membrane. Gene Ontology annotation, biological process: transmembrane transport; heme export. The coding region runs from base 180 to 1607 and encodes 475 amino acids. Lineage: Eukaryota; Metazoa; Arthropoda; Insecta; Lepidoptera; Tortricidae.
UUUUUGCGUCAGCAGUUUCCUUUAUUCUGAUUUGUUUAAAUUUCUGAUUUGUUUCCAGAUACUUGAUUACUUUUUAAUUUUUGUGGUGUCCAAUAAAAAGCUUAUGGAGUCUGCUUCGGCAUACCGUCCUAUUAGAAAAACUCUAUAUAUUUUAAGAGCUUACACAAUUGGAAGAGCCAAUGGAAAGCGAAAAACAACCGUUAAACCUUGGGAAAGAGGAAUCGAGAGCGGUUGAAGUUGACCAAAAUGUAUUAAGAAAAAAUAAUCAGUUUGAAAAGAAGAAGAAAGAAGUGGCACUCAAAGUGUAUCCCCAAAGAUGGUACAUACUAGCUUUGUACGUGGUGUACAUGAUAUGUAACUCGUCGCAAUGGCUUCAGUACUCUAUUAUACCAAACGCCGUGACAAAGUUUUAUAGAGUCACUAACUGGCACGUCAAUUUGACAUCGCUUGUGAUGAUGGGAUGUUAUUUGCCAUUAGCGUUGCCCGCUGCAAGUUUUAUGGACCGGAUUAGCCUCAGGUGGACAGCAAUUCUUGGCUCAUCAGGAACUGCUCUUGGCUCCUGCAUCAAGGUGUUCUCCGCUACUCCUGGCGGUUUCUAUGUAACUCUGACCGGCCAAAGUGUGGUAGCCGUCGCCCAAGUCUUGAUGCUGAGCGUACCGCAGAAAUUAUCCAGUAUUUGGUUUGGGGAACGUGAGGUUUCAUCGGCUUGCAGUAUUGGAGUCUUUGGUUUCCAAUUCGGUCUAGUUGUGGGAUUUUUCUUACCUCCAAUAUUAGUCUCAGACCACGAAGACCCAAACCAGAUUGGAGAUGAUUUAUUCAAAAUGUUUGCUUACUCUGCAUUUACGUGUAGUUUAGUAGCAGCUUUAGUUAUUUUCACUUUUAAGGCCGAACCACCUUUACCGCCAACUCUUAGCCAAGCGAGAGCAAGAUUGGCAACCAAAAGUAACUUGAGCUUGUACAUGAGAACUCUUAAAAGGAUCUUCUCUCAACGUAGUUUGGUAGCACUUUUUAUUACCACGGGCAUCAAUAAUGGAUGUUUUAAUGGCCUCUCCACUUUGUUAAGCCAGAUAUUUGUGAAUUAUUUUCCAGGUCAUGAAGAAACCGCCGGUAACAUAGGCGUGACUAUGAUAGUCUUCGGUAUGACGGCAUCUGUCACAUACGGCUUUAUUCUUGACAGAACGAAGAAAUUCAAGUUUCUGCUUACGUUUAUUUACUACAUGUCUGCUGUUGCUAUGGCGACGUUGACUGCUCUUUUGGUUUACUGUAAGGUGGUGUGGGUUAUGUUCGCUGCGGCAGCUUUUGUUGGGACAUUUCUCUGUGGAUUUACUGCCGUGAGCUUCGACGUUGCAACCGAACUGACUUACCCUGAGUCGGAACUUAUCAUCGGAACUAUUAUGAACAUGAUGUCAUUACUAUUCACUUUUGCGACAACCUUAACAUUUGGGUACAUUAAUGAGACACUUGGCUACUUCUGGGGUAACGUCGGCUUCGUAAUAACCUUAGUAUUUGGAGCUACGUGUACGUUGCCAAUAAAAUUUGAACAUAAGAGAACGUUGGCGCAGAGAACAAAAUUAAACAAAGAAAAGUGUGAAUUUAUGAAAUACUAA